Fulvia fulva is the source of this 240-nucleotide messenger RNA. RefSeq lists its product as uncharacterized. The transcript has 2 exons. NCBI's taxonomy places the organism in Eukaryota, Fungi, Ascomycota, Dothideomycetes, Mycosphaerellales, Mycosphaerellaceae. The record is from RefSeq and is a predicted model, not a curated record. The coding region runs from base 1 to 240 and encodes 79 amino acids.
AUGUCGCUCCAGACGUCCUCAGUGGCAGCGGAUGGCGCCUUCACCAUCACAUGGCUCAACGUAGAACAGACCCCAGAACAAGCAUCAGACUUGCCUCACCCAACUGACGCCAAGAUCUCCAAGGUCGCCAAGGUCGACAACCAUUAUGGUUAUCCUUGUACUGCGUCCGCCGACGCCGGGUUCGGAAGAUCACAGACUGCAGAUGCCGUCAGGUCAGACAAAUCUGUACGGAAGGCAUGA